Rhinolophus ferrumequinum (greater horseshoe bat) is the source of this 11235-nucleotide messenger RNA. RefSeq names its product cadherin EGF LAG seven-pass G-type receptor 1 (gene CELSR1). NCBI's taxonomy places the organism in Eukaryota, Metazoa, Chordata, Mammalia, Chiroptera, Rhinolophidae. The transcript has 35 exons. Gene Ontology annotation, cellular component: plasma membrane. Gene Ontology annotation, molecular function: calcium ion binding; G protein-coupled receptor activity. Bases 1 to 9147 code for a protein of 3048 amino acids. Gene Ontology annotation, biological process: homophilic cell-cell adhesion; G protein-coupled receptor signaling pathway; cell surface receptor signaling pathway. The record is from RefSeq and is a predicted model, not a curated record.
AUGGCGCCGCCGCCGCCCGUGCUGCCCGCGCUGUUGCUCCUGGUUGCAGCAGCCGCCCUACCCGUGUUGGGGCUUCGAGCGGCCGCCUGGGAGCUGCGCGUGCCCGGCGGGACCCGCGCCUUCGCUCUUGGGCCCGGCUGGACCUACGCUCUGGACGCCGCGCGCACCCCCCGGGCACUGCGGGAGCUUCUGGACGUGAGCCGCGACGGGCGGCUGGGUGCGCGGCGGCGCGGGCCGGGCGCGGGGCUCCGGGGCUGCGCACGCCUGGAGGGACGCCCGCUGCUGCUGCAAGUCCGCCUGGCGGCCCGUGGCGCCCCGACAUCGCUGAGCCUCCGCCUCCGGGCGAGCGCGCACGGUCCCGGUUGUAGCCCCGGGCUCCGGCAACGACGGGCCCCCAGUGCGGAGCUGCGCGCUCGCGCUAUGCUCACGGUGCCCGGGCCCGGCGCCGUCCUCUGCUUCCCAGCCCCCGGCGGCGGCGGCGGCGGCGGCGGCGGGGCCACGCUGCACUCGGCGCUGGUGGCCCUGACCACGUUCCCGGCCUGCAGCUGUCCGCCGCUCCCCGGGCCCCGCUGCCCACGCCGCCCAGUCUGCCUACCGCCCGGAGGCUCGGCCCGCCUGCGCCUGCUGUGUGCCCUGCGGCGCGCGGCCGGCGCCAUCCGGGUGGAGCUGGAGCUGGAGGCGGCCGCGGGGACGCCCUCCCCGUCGCUGUCGCUGUCGCAGUCGCUGCCAAGCCUGCCCCAGACGGAGAUCGGGGCGGGGGCGGCGCGUCGGGCCCGGCGGGGCGCUGGCGGCAGCACUAGCCCGCAGUUCCCGCUGCCCAGCUACCAGGUGUCGGUGCCCGAGAACGAGCCGGCGGGCACGGAGGUCAUCGAGCUGCGCGCUCACGACCCCGACGAGGGCGAAGCGGGGCGCCUGAGCUACCAGAUGGAGGCGCUGUUUGACGAGCGCUCCAACGGCUUCUUCCUCAUCGACACCGCCACGGGAGCGGUGAGCACCGCCCGCCCGCUGGACCGCGAGACCAAGGACACGCACGUGCUCAAGGUGAGCGCUGUGGACCACGGCUCGCCGCGGCGCUCGGCCGCCACCUACCUCACGGUCACAGUCAGUGACACCAACGACCACAGUCCGGUCUUCGAGCAGUCCGAGUACCGCGAGCGCGUGCGGGAGAACCUGGAGCUGGGCUACGAAGUGCUGACCAUCCGCGCCACCGACGGCGACGCGCCCUCUAACGCCAACAUGCGAUACCGCCUGCUGGAGGGUGCCGGGGGCGUCUUUGAGAUUGACGCGCGCUCCGGCGUGGUGCGCACGCGCGCGGCGGUGGACCGGGAGGAGGCUACAGCCUACCAGCUGCUGGUGGAGGCCAACGACCAGGGCCGCAACCCGGGCCCGCUCAGUGCCACGGCCACCGUGCGCAUCGUGGUGGAGGACGAGAACGACAACUACCCUCAGUUCAGUGAGAAGCGCUAUGUGGUCCAGGUGCCGGAGGACGUGGCCGUUAACACGCCUGUGCUGCGCGUGCAGGCCACAGAUCGGGACCAGGGCCAGAACGCGGCCAUACACUACAGCAUCGUCAGCGGGAACCUGAAGGGGCAGUUCUACCUGCAUUCGCUGAGCGGGAGCUUGGAUGUGAUCAACCCGCUGGACUUCGAGGCCAUCCGGGAGUACACGCUGCGCAUCAAGGCCCAGGACGGGGGCCGGCCUCCGCUCAUCAACUCCUCGGGGCUGGUCUCGGUGCAGGUGCUAGAUGUGAACGACAACGCCCCCAUCUUCGUGAGCAGCCCGUUCCAGGCAGCCGUGCUGGAGAAUGUGCCUCUGGGCUACUCCGUGCUGCAUAUUCAGGCAGUGGACGCAGACGCGGGUGACAAUUCGCGGCUGCGCUAUCGCCUGGUGGACACAGCUUUGGCCUCCGUGGGGAGUGGCGGUGCUGGGUCCCAGGCCCCCACCUCCGCAGCGGACUUCCCUUUCCAGAUCCACAACAGCUCGGGCUGGAUCACCGUGUGCGCGGAGCUGGACCGCGAGGAGGUGGAGCAUUAUAGCUUCGGGGUGGAGGCCGUGGACCACGGCUCGCCACCCAUGAGCUCCUCGGCCAGCGUGUCCAUCACUGUGCUGGACGUGAACGACAACGACCCCGUGUUCACGCAGCCCGUGUACGAGCUGCGCCUGAACGAGGACGCGGCGGUGGGGAGCAGCGUGCUGACCCUGCGGGCCCGUGACCGUGAUGCCAACAGCGUGAUCACCUACCAGCUCACUGGUGGCAACACCCGGAACCGCUUCGCGCUCAGCAGCCAGAGCGGCGGCGGCCUCGUCACCUUGGCGCUGCCUCUGGACUACAAGCAGGAACGGCAGUACGUGCUGGCCGUGACCGCGUCGGACGGCACGCGCUCGCACACCGCGCAGGUCUUCAUCAAUGUCACGGACGCCAACACCCACCGGCCGGUCUUCCAGAGCUCCCACUAUACUGUGAGCGUCAGUGAGGACCGGCCAGUGGGCACCUCCAUCGCUACCAUCGGUGCCACCGAUGAGGACACGGGCGAGAAUGCACGAAUCACCUACGUGCUGGAGGACCCGGUGCCCCAGUUCCGCAUCGACCCGGACACGGGCACUGUCUACACCGUGACGGAGCUGGAUUAUGAGGACCAGGCCGCCUACACGCUGGCCAUCACCGCUCGGGACAAUGGCAUCCCUCAGAAGUCCGACACCACCUCCCUGGAGAUCCUCGUCCUUGAUGCCAAUGACAACGCCCCGCGCUUCCUGCGGGAUUUCUACCAGGGUUCGGUCUUUGAGGACGCACCACCGUCGACCAGCGUCCUCCAGGUCUCUGCCACCGAUCGAGACUCGGGCCCCAAUGGCCGCCUGCUCUACACUUUCCAGGGUGGGGAUGAUGGCGAUGGGGAUUUCUACAUCGAGCCCACGUCUGGCGUGAUCCGCACCCAGCGCCGGCUGGAUCGGGAGAACGUGGCCGUGUAUAACCUCCGGGCCCUGGCUGUGGACCGGGGGAGUCCAGCGCCCCUCAGUGCCUCCGUGGAAGUCCAGGUGACCGUCUUGGACAUUAAUGACAACCCUCCAGUGUUUGAGAGGGACGAGCUGGAGCUGUUUGUGGAGGAGAACAGCCCGGUGGGGUCGGUGGUGGCGAGGAUUAGUGCCAAUGAUCCCGAUGAAGGCCCCAACGCCCAGAUCAUGUAUCAGAUCGUGGAAGGCAACGUGCCCGAGGUCUUCCAGCUGGACCUGCUGAGCGGGGACCUGCGCGCCCUGGUUGAGCUGGAUUUUGAGGUCCGGCGCGAGUACGUGCUGGUGGUGCAGGCCACAUCGGCCCCACUGGUGAGCCGGGCCACGGUGCACAUCCGCCUCCUGGACCAGAAUGACAACCCACCCGUGCUGCCAGACUUCCAGAUCCUCUUCAACAACUACGUCACCAACAAGUCCAACAGCUUCCCCACUGGUGUGAUUGGCCGCAUCCCAGCCCACGACCCCGACCUCUCAGAUAGCCUCAACUACACCUUCCUGCAGGGCAACGAGCUGCAGCUCCUGCUGUUGGAUCCCGUCACAGGGGAGCUGCAGCUCAGCCGGGACCUGGACAACAACCGGCCACUGGAGGCGCUCAUGGAGGUGUCUGUUUCCGACGGUGUCCACAGCGUCGUGGCGCUCUGUACCCUGCGGGUGACCAUCAUCACGGACGACAUGCUGACCAACAGCAUCACUGUCCGUCUGGAGAACAUGUCGCAGGAGAGAUUCCUGUCCCCGCUGCUGUCCCUCUUCGUGGAAGGGGUGGCCACGGUGCUGUCCACCACCAAGGACGACGUCUUCGUCUUCAACAUCCAGAACGACACGGACGUCAGCUCCAACAUCCUGAACGUGACCUUCUCUGCCCUGCUCCCUGGCGGCGUCCGAGACAAGUUCUUCCCCUCGGAGGACCUGCAGGAGCAGAUCUACCUGAACCGGACGCUGCUGACGGCCGUGUCCACGCAGCGCGUGCUGCCCUUCGACGACAACAUCUGCCUGCGGGAGCCGUGCGAGAACUACAUGAAGUGCGUGUCGGUGCUCAAGUUCGACAGCUCGGCCCCCUUCAUCAGCUCCACGACCGUGCUCUUCCGGCCCAUCCACCCCGUCAACGGCCUGCGCUGCCGCUGCCCGCCCGGCUUCACGGGCGACUACUGCGAGACCGAGAUCGACCUGUGCUACUCCAGCCCCUGCGGCGCCAACGGCCGCUGCCGCAGCCGUGAGGGCGGCUACACCUGCGAGUGUCUGCAGGACUUCACCGGAGAGCACUGCGAGGUGAAUGCACGCUCGGGCCGCUGCGCCAAUGGCGUGUGCAAGAACGGGGGCACCUGCGUGAACCUGCUCAUCGGCGGCUUCCAUUGUGUGUGCCCUCCCGGCGAGUUCGAGAGGCCCUACUGUGAGGUGACCACCAGGAGCUUCCCGCCUCAGUCCUUCGUCACCUUCCGAGGCCUCAGGCAGCGCUUCCACUUCACCAUCUCCCUCACGUUUGCCACACAGGAGAGAAAUGCUCUGCUGCUUUAUAACGGCCGCUUCAACGAGAAGCAUGACUUCAUCGCCCUGGAGAUCGUGGACGAGCAGGUGCAGCUCACCUUCUCGGCAGGCGAGACCACGACGACGGUGGCCCCGCAGGUUCCCGGGGGCGUGAGUGAUGGACAGUGGCAUUCGGUGCAGGUGCAGUAUUACAACAAGCCCAACAUUGGCCGCCUGGGCCUGCCCCAUGGGCCGUCUGGAGAGAAGGUGGCUGUGGUGACCGUGGACGACUGUGACAGGGCCGUGGCCGUGCGCUUUGGCAGCUUCGUCGGGAACUACAGCUGUGCGGCCCAGGGCACUCAGAGCGGCUCCAAGAAGUCCCUGGACCUGACAGGCCCUCUGCUCCUGGGGGGCGUCCCCAACCUGCCAGAAGCCUUCCCGGUGCACAACCGGCAGUUUGUAGGCUGCAUGCGGAACCUGUCCAUCGACGGCAGGAACGUGGACAUGGCCAGCUUCAUCGCCAACAACGGCACCAGGGCAGGCUGUGCUGCUCAGAGGAACUUCUGUGACGGGAUCUGGUGUCAGAACGGGGGCACCUGCGUGAGCAGGUGGAGCACGUAUCUCUGCGAGUGCCCGCUCCGGUUUGGCGGGAAGAACUGCGAACACGCCAUGCCUUAUCCCCAGCGCUUCAGCGGAGAGAGCGUCGUGUCCUGGAGUGACCUGGACAUCACCAUCUCUGUGCCCUGGUACCUGGGGCUCAUGUUCCGGACCAGGAAAGAGGACGGCGUGCUGAUGGAGGCCACGGCAGGCGUGUCCUCCAGGCUCCAUCUCCAGAUUCUAAACAACUACAUCCAGUUUGAGGUGUCCCACGGCCCCUCGGACGUGGCGUCCAUGAGGCUGUCCAGGUACCGGGUGGCUGACGGGGAGUGGCACCACCUGUUGAUAGAACUGAAGAGCGCCAAGGAGGGCAAAGACAUCAAGUACCUGGCGGUCAUGACCUUGGACUAUGGGUUGGACCAGGACACAGUGCAGAUCGGGAAUCAGCUUCCAGGGCUGAAGAUGAGAAGCAUCGUGGUGGGGGGCGUGUCUGAAGAUAAGGUCUCAGUGCGCCGCGGUUUCCGGGGCUGCAUGCAGGGAGUAAGAAUGGGGGAGACGUCCACCAACAUCGCCAUGCUGAACAUGGACGACGCCCUCAAGGUCAGGGUGAAGGACGGCUGUGACGUCGGGGACCCGUGUGCCUCCAGCCCCUGCCCUCAGCACAGUCGCUGUCGUGACGCCUGGGACAGCUACGCCUGCAUCUGCAACAAAGGGUACUUUGGAAAGAAGUGUGUGGACGUGUGUCACCUGAACCCCUGCGAGCACGUGGCGGCUUGCGUGCGCAGCUCCAGCGCCCCACAGGGCUACGUGUGUGAGUGCGGGUCCAGCCACUACGGGCAGUACUGUGAGAACAGGAUUGACCUUCCGUGCCCCAAAGGCUGGUGGGGAAACCCUGUGUGUGGACCCUGCCACUGUGCUGUUGGCAAAGGUUUCGAUCCCGACUGCAACAAGACCAACGGGCAGUGCCAGUGCAAGGAGAAUCACUACAGGCCCCCAGACCAGGACACCUGUCUGCCGUGUGACUGCUUCCCAUACGGCUCCCACAGCCGGGCCUGUGACAUGGACACCGGGCAGUGCGCCUGCAAGCCCGGCGUCAUCGGCCGCCAGUGCAACCGCUGCGACAACCCUUUUGCCGAGGUCACCACACUUGGCUGUGAAGUGAUCUACAGCGGAUGUCCCAGAGCGUUUGAGGCCGGCAUCUGGUGGCCGCAGACCAAGUUCGGGCAGCCGGCAGCGGUGCCAUGCCCCAAAGGAUCCGUGGGAAAUGCAGUGCGACACUGCAGUGGGGAGAAGGGCUGGCUGCCCCCUGAGCUUUUCAACUGCACCACCGUCUCCUUCGUGCAGCUCAAAGCCAUGAACGAGAAGCUGAGCCGUAACGAGACACAGAUGGAUGGGGACGGGUCGCUGCGGCUGGCCAAAGCGCUGCGGAAUGCCACGCAGCACACGGACGCACCUUUCGGCAACGAUGUGCGCACGGCCUACCAGCUGCUGGCCCGCAUCCUGCAGCACGAGAGCAGCCAGCAGGGCUUUGAGCUGGCGGCCACGCGGGAUGCUGACUUCCACGAGGACGUCGUCCGCACGGGCAGCGCCCUCCUGGCCCCGGGCACCAGGGCCGCGUGGGAGCAGAUCCAGCGGAGCGAGGGGGGCGUGGCGCAGCUGCUGAGGCGCUUCGAGGCCUAUUUCAGCAACGUGGCGCGCAACCUGCGGAGGACCUACCUGAAGCCUUUUGUCAUCGUCACCGCCAACAUGAUCCUUGCUGUUGACGUCUUUGACAAGUUUAACUUCACGGGAGCCUGGGUGCCGCGGUUUGAGGACAUUCGUGACGACUUCCCGAAAGAGUUGGCGUCCUCCGUCUUCUUCUCGGCUGACUUCUUCAAACCACCUGAAAGAAGAGAGGGGCCCGUGGUGAGGCCGGUCGGCCGGAAGGCUGCCCCGCAGACGGCACAUCCGGGGCCCAGCGCCGAGAGGGAGGCCCUUUUCAGGAGGCGGAGGAGGCACCCCGAUGAGCCUGGCCAGUUUGCCGUUGCCCUGGUCGUCAUCUACCGGACCCUGGGGCAGCUCCUGCCCGAGUACUAUGACCCCGACCGCCGCAGCCUCCGGCUGCCUAACCGGCCUGUGAUCAACACGCCGGUGGUGAGCAGUGUGGUGUACAGCGAGGGGGCUCCCCUCCCCAGCCCCCUGGAGAAGCCCGUCCUGGUGGAGUUCGCCCUGCUGGAGACCGAGGAGCGCACCAAACCCGUCUGCGUCUUCUGGAACCACUCCAUCACCACCAGUGGGGCUGGAGGUUGGUCGGCCAAGGGCUGUGAGCUGCUGUCCAGGAACCGGACCCACGUGACCUGCCAGUGCAGCCACACCACCAGCUUUGCUGUGCUCAUGGACGUCUCCCGGCGCGAGCACGGAGAGGUCCUGCCCCUGAAGAUUGUCACCUACGCUGCCGUGUCCUUGUCCCUGGCCGCCCUGCUGGUGGCCUUCGUCCUCCUGGUGCUGGUGCGGACACUACGCUCCAACCUGCACAGCAUCCACAGGAACCUGAUUGCGGCACUCUUCUCUUCCCAGCUGGUCUUCGUGAUCGGGGUCACCCAGACGGGAAACCCGUUUCUGUGCACGGUGACGGCUAUCGUGCUGCACUACGCCUACAUGAGCACCUUCGCCUGGACCUUCGUGGAGAGCCUGCACGUCUACCGCAUGCUCACCGAGGUGCGGAAUAUCGACGCGGGGCCCAUGCGGUUCUACUACGUCAUGGGCUGGGGCAUCCCGGCCAUUGUCACAGGACUCGCGGUGGGCCUGGACCCCCAGGGUUACGGAAACCCCGACUUCUGCUGGCUGUCCCUUCGAGACACCCUGAUCUGGAGCUUUGCUGGGCCCAUCGGAACGGUGAUAAUUGUCAAUACAGUUAUUUUUGUUCUGUCUGCAAAAGUUUCCUGCCAAAGAAAGCACCAUUAUUAUGAAAGAAAAGGGAUCGUCUCCCUGCUGAGGACCGCCUUCCUCCUGCUGCUGCUCAUCAGCGCCACCUGGCUGCUGGGGCUGCUGGCGGUGAACAGCGACGUGCUGACCUUCCACUACCUCUUCGCCAUCUUCAGCUGCUUACAGGGCCUCUUCGUCCUCCUGUUCCACUGCGUGCUCAACAGGGAGGUCCGGAAGCACCUGAAGGGGGUCCUUGCCGGGAAGAAGCCACAUCCGGAUGACUCAGCCACCACAAGGGCCACCCUGCUGACGCGCUCCCUCAACUGCAACACCACCUACAGCGAGGAGCCCAACGUGCUGCGCACGGCCCUGGGAGAGUCCACCGCCUCGCUGGACAGCACCGUCAGGGACGAAGGGGGCCAGAAGCUCAGCGUGUCCUCUGGGCCAGCGCGGGGUGGCCACGGGGAGCCAGAUUCAUCCUUCAUCCCCAGGAGCACCAAGAAACCCCACGGGCACGAUUCGGACUCCGACAGUGAGCUGUCCCUGGAUGAGCAAAGCAGCUCUUACGCCUCCUCACAUUCGUCGGACAGUGAGGACGAUGGUGUGGAGGCUCAGGAGAAAUGGGACCCGAGCCGGGGCCCUGUCCACAGCACCCCCAAAGACGCUGUGGCCAACCACAUCCCUGCCGGCUGGCCCGAAGAGAGCCUGGCAGGUAGCGACAGUGAGGAGCUGGGCGAGAAGCCGUGCCUGAAAGUGGAGACCAAGGUCAGCGUGGAGCUGCACCUGGACCAGCAGGGCAACCACUGCAGCGAGCGCCUCCUGGACGGGGACAUCGGGGUCCAGUCCAGGCCUGGGGGUGCGCCCCCCACUCAGCCCCCGGAGCAGAGAAAAGGCAUCUUGAAAAACAAAGUCACCUACCCGCCGCCGCUGACGGAGAAGACCCUCAAGUCCCGGCUCCGGGAGAAGCUGGCCGAGUGUGAGCAGAGCCCUGCGUCGUCGCGCUCGUCCUCCCUGGGCUCCAGCGACGGGGUCCGCGGCCCCGAUGGCGCCAUCACCGUCAAGAACCUGCGCCGGGAACCGGGGCGCGAGCACCUCAAUGGGGUGGCCAUGAACGUGCACGCCGGGAGCGCCCAGGCUCACGGCUCUGACUCCGAAGGCAGUAACGAAACUUCAAUUUGAACCAUCAGGAAACUGUGAGCCAAGCCCGUCACCUCCACCCAGGCCCCUGUGCUGUGUGGUUGCACCCUUGGACCUUGGAGCCCGAGGGGCCACUGCCGUUACAGUGAAGUAGGCUCUGGAGGUCCCUCCAGUGGCAGCCCCAUGACUGGUCCUGGGCUGCCCUCUGGGGCUCUGGGCCCAUCCAGAGCCGUGACAAGUGCCAAAGGCCACAGGCACGAGGAGGCGUGGACUCCCGGGCCGGCACAGCUCAAUCCUCAGACUGCAGACAGAGCCAAAACCAUGCACUGGCCUGGCCAGGAGAGCGCCCGGCACAAGAGCUGGCAGAGCCGAGCUGGCUUGGUGAGAGGAACCGCCAGGCCGGGUUUGCCAGAGUUUGGGGAUGCCAGGCAAAGACCAAGGUCCAGCUGCCCAGGCAGCGUCUCCCUGCUGUACAAGCCCCUGGCCAGUAGCCUCAACAGCCCUUUGCAAAGCACCCCUUGUCUUAAAGCAAAUGACUUCCCUUUGUGGAAAAGGUGUAGAUACUUUUAUAUAUUUGUAUGGAACUGUGAGAAGGUCAAAACCUGUGUAUAUUUUGUACUUGUACUGACUCAGUUGAUACCGGGAGGUCUGUGGAAGCACCUCUCACUGUUUUUUAUAUAAGGAAGAGUGCACAGUUGUACUUGAACCCGGCUUGCGUUGAUGCAACUGGUGCCCCAGGAAAUCAACGGCGGGAAGUGCGCUGGGAGAGAGGUUGAAACCAAGCUGAUGGAGGCCUGUGCUGCUUACAGCCACUGAGCAAGGAGCCCCGGGCAUUACACACAGCUGCCUGAAUUCACAACACGUCUGUGUUUGAGAUGUUUGCCCUCGGCUCCCAUCUGCCUCGACGGCUGUGGAUCCAAGACGGGGCAAUCUGGAUCUGGGUAGGACUCCAGGAGCCCUGCCGAGGUCAAUGUAGAAUGUGGGUGCCACACGCCUGUGGUCUUCACACUGGUCAUUCCCUGGCCGCACCCCUCUCGCUGCCACCCCCCUUGCGCCCCGCUCUAGGCCCUACAGCGCCUCCCUGGCCCCCUUCCCAGUUGGCCUGGUCCCGCAGGUGGGGAAUUCCGUUGUCCCCUCUGCUCCUGGUCUCCGUGGCAUUUUAAAGUGUUCACACGUCCCGAUUCAGACCGAGGUAUGAGGUCUUCCAGGAUGUCACAUUCCUUCCUGCCAAUUUUCUAGCUCUUUUAGACUCCGACGAUCUCCAGGCAGGCUAGGGUCCCACCCCCAGAGUCUGACCAAUUACUUCAUUUCGCUUCAAAUGGCCAAUUGUGCAACUGGACAAAGCCACAGCCACCCUUUCAAUGGUUACCAAGCUGUUUUUUGGAAACUCAUACCAAGGACCGGCUGUGACUGUCCCAUUGUGGGCAGUUGGCACAGCGUGGCCCUAGGGGCUGUGGAAUGGGGCCCAGAAUUAUUCAGAUUCGUUUUAUUUCAGUGUUUCCUUUGUUCUUCAAAUCAAAUCAGAUGCCCAAAUAAAUGAUCAGCACAGCUGCUUCCAAAUAUAAGAAACCAUAAAAUAUGAUGAAAAUCAAGUAAAAUGAAAAGAUUCCCAUUCUGUGUCAUUCUGAUGAAAAUGUGAGCCUUGUUAACGACUGCAUGAGAGGCAGCGAAUAUUUGAAACUGGUCUAAGACCAUAGCGUAAUUCAGAAAGGAAAUGAGAUCCCAAAGUCCGCAGGCCUGAAUGAAUUAUAUAUGUGCCUUAACAGGUGAGUGGCCUUUGAAGAUACAAAAUGAUCAUACCUGCAGAUGUUUCCCAUUGAUGAGACAUUUACUAAGUAAAAAAAGGCUUUAUUAUUUUUGAGUCUCUGAACACUCCAUAUUAUUGCUUACUCUCCUGCAACUGGGUUUUGCCCCUUGAGAUGUAGUUUUAAAUUUGAUCAGAACUGUUGUUACCAAAACACAAUUGUCAGUUUUAUUAAGACAGGAAAAAUGUAAACCUAUUUUUGUGACUUAAGACUUUAUGACAGAGAUUAGACACUGGAGGUUUUUUUAAAAAACAAAUGUAUAUUUAUUAAUGUUCAGAACACUGGAAUUGCAACACAAAUGAGAAAAGAGUCUACAAUAAAUUAA